Penaeus chinensis is the source of this 738-nucleotide messenger RNA. RefSeq lists its product as uncharacterized. Gene Ontology annotation, biological process: DNA integration. Gene Ontology annotation, molecular function: nucleic acid binding. NCBI's taxonomy places the organism in Eukaryota, Metazoa, Arthropoda, Malacostraca, Decapoda, Penaeidae. The coding region runs from base 1 to 738 and encodes 245 amino acids. The transcript has 3 exons. The record is from RefSeq and is a predicted model, not a curated record.
AUGAAGACGAGCAAACAAGACUUGGUCCACGAGUUAUCAAACACUGCUGCUGCUAGAUCUGCCCCUUCUAAAAAAGUCACACCAUCGCCCCGGCGCCUGCACUCACUUACGAUAUACCAGAACGACAAUUCGUCAGAGAGAAGCGCGGAGACAGUCGCUCGUGCCUUCCUCUCUCACGUCCUCUGUCGCCAUGGUGCCCCUGAGCAGCUCAUGUGUGACAACGGUACUGAAUUCACUAAUCGGGUACUCAACAGCCUAUGCAAACUCCUUAACAUCGACCUUGUUCAUAUGCUCCCAUACAGACCUCAAGCAAAUGGCCUCGUCGAAAGACUCAACAGAACGAUCCUGAACGUCCUCAGAACCUCCAUCAACGCACAAUACAACGAGUGGGACCUGUGGAUUCCCGUCACUCAGGCUGCCAUCAACAGCACCUUCCACUCCUCCUACGGUGACAUCCCCAACUACGUCGUGUACGGUGACGAUCAGCGUCUCUCCUACGAACACCCUUCUCCCGUCUACGGAGACGACUACGCGAAGACCGUGAUCGCCCGGAAGCAAGAAGCCUACCGCAUCGCCCGUGAGUGUCUGCGUGUGGAGAGGGACCGCAUCAUCGCUCAGCAACACAAGCUCGGCCGACGAAAGGAGAUCGCCGGCGGCGUCCUCGUCUUCCAUCGUGUACAGAUAAGUCCUCUCCUAAGCCUAAACUUAUUCCUGACGAAGGACCCUUACGAGUUCUGA